Chaetomium globosum CBS 148.51 is the source of this 1458-nucleotide messenger RNA. RefSeq lists its product as uncharacterized. The transcript is spliced from 2 exons. The coding region runs from base 1 to 1458 and encodes 485 amino acids. The record is from RefSeq and is a predicted model, not a curated record. Gene Ontology annotation, molecular function: glycosyltransferase activity. NCBI's taxonomy places the organism in Eukaryota, Fungi, Ascomycota, Sordariomycetes, Sordariales, Chaetomiaceae. Gene Ontology annotation, cellular component: membrane.
AUGAUCACUCGGAAAUCUUCCCUCCUCCUCUCCAUCGCGACCAUCAGCCUACUCAUCCUUCUCUACACCUCGAGGAUAGGCGGCUGGUCCGGCCUGGACGAGCCCUACUACCGCCCCGACCAUGACCAUCACGACCCGCACAAGAGCCAACAUGCCCCUCAGGGGAACCCCCACGAUACCCCCCAUCCUCCGCCUCCGCCGCCGCCGUCCGACCCGGGAUGCGAGGGCUUCCCGGACACCAGCAAGGUGCUGCUGGUCAUGAAGACGGGCGCAUCCGAGUCCUACGCCCGCAUCCCAACACAGCUCAUGACAAUGCUCCGGUGCCUGCCCGACUUCCUCAUCUUCGGCGACAUGGAGCAGAACAUCGGCGGGCAGCGGAUCCACGACAGCCUCGACCAGGUGCUUCCCGAGGCGCAAGAAGGCAACUCGGACUUUGACCUGUACCGGCGCCAGAAGUGGUGCCUCGUCGACCAGGAGGUCUGCAACAAGCUAGGCGACCCGGCCAAGGAGGGGUGGAACCUGGACAAGUACAAGAACGUGCACAUCGCUGAGAAGGCUUACAAGAUGCGCCCCGACUACGACUGGUACAUCUUUGUUGACGCCGACACCUACGUGCUGUGGCCGAACCUGAUACAGUGGAUCAAAAAGCUGGACGCGAAGAAGAAGCUGUACCUCGGCAGCGUGACCUUGAUCCACAACUUCAGCUUCGGCCACGGCGGCUCGGGCUACCUGGUCAGCCAGGCCGCCAUGAAGGACUUUGUGGGUGCCAACCCUGGGGUCGCCAACGAGUACGAUCUGCAGGCGCAGAAGGAGUGCUGCGGUGACUACAUCUUUGCGCGCGCCUUGAAGGACAAGACCGACGUGGGAGUCCAGCAGAUGUGGCCCACCAUCAACGGCGAGAAGCCAGCGACGCUCCCCUUCGGCCCAUCCCACUGGUGCCACCCGGUCGUGACAAUGCACCACAUGAACGCCGAAGAGAUCAACAGCUUCUGGCACUUCGAACGCAAACAAACUCGCAAGCAAACCACCCGCCCCCUCCUGCUCCGCGACAUCUACGACGAGUUCCUCGCCCCCCACCUCAACGAGACGCGCGCAGACUGGGACAACCUGGCCGACAACCGCUUCUACCUUGACCCGGAGCGCAAGUGGUCCGACUGGCAGCUCAAGCGCACCAAGAAGGCCGAGGAGUACAACGAGCAAGAAAAGAAGGCGCACAAGUCCUUCGAGGACUGCGGGGCGGCGUGCAAGAGCCUCGGCGCGGGCGACUGCUUCCGCUACAAGUACGUCGACGGCGCCUGCAGCAUCAGCAACGCCUUCAUCAUGGGCAAGCCCGUCAAGCCCGCCGACGACGACAAGGACCGCACCAUGAGCGGCUGGGACAUGGAUAAGAUCAAGGCGUGGAUUGCCGAGCAGCCUCCCUGCUCGGAUGAUGUCAAGUGGCCCAACGUCAAGACUUGA